CGCCGCCAAAAAGGGACAGGAAGAAGAAGAAGAAGAAGAAAGAGGAGGAGGAAUAAGAAGAGAGAAAGGAAUCAAUGGCGGUUCCGGGGAGGCGCAACGGCAUAAACGAAGAUGACGAAGAUAACAACCUUUUCGAAGAAGAAGGACUCAUCGAACAUGAAUCCGACACUCCUCCUCACCUCCGUGACCUCUCCGCCGCCGCCCAGCUCGAUAACUUGCAAGGUAGUAUCGAUGAGCCAGUCGAGGAUGGGGAUACAGCAUUACAUUUGACCUGUUUGUAUGGCCAUUUGGAAUGCGCCCAGCUACUUCUAGAUAGAGGAGCGAACUUGGAGGCCAACGAUGAAGACGGUGCGCUUCCUUUGCACGAUGCUUGUGCUGGAGGAUAUACACAGAUAGUCCAACUGCUAUUGAACAGAGCUGGUGAUGCAGAGAUCAUAAAAAGGAUGCUGGAAUCAGUUGAUUCCGAGGGUGACACGCCUCUUCAUCAUGCAGCAAGAGGUGAGCAUGUUGAUGUAAUUAGGUUGUUGCUGUCUCAUGGUGCUUCCCCCACCAAGCAAAACUUAUAUGGAAAGUGCCCGCCAGAGUUACCUGAUCCAGGCACAGAUGCUAGGAGGCUGUUGGAAUCUACCACCAUUCCCAUGGAAGCUUAAUAUGAUAGCCUUAGUAUUGUGAUUGGUAGAAAUAUUCAGUUUUCUUUUUGCCAAUUUUGCUUUAGGGCCAAAACAUCUGGAUUAUUGUAUACUAAUUUUAUAUGGCUGUUGAUUGACAUUCAGAAAUGAUUUAACAGAGAAUCACUUGUGAUUAA
This is a messenger RNA of Arachis duranensis, 805 nucleotides long. RefSeq lists its product as uncharacterized. Gene Ontology annotation, molecular function: protein binding. The record is from RefSeq and is a predicted model, not a curated record. Lineage: Eukaryota; Viridiplantae; Streptophyta; Magnoliopsida; Fabales; Fabaceae. Gene Ontology annotation, biological process: positive regulation of protein catabolic process; protein ubiquitination.